GAGUCCAAGUUUAGGCCUCCUCCAUCCUUCCGCUCUGGUGACAUCUGUGACGUUGUAAGUAGUCUCCACUCAAGCUCGACGAAGGAGGACAAAGAUCUGCACUCAGUUCUUCGCCUGUUUAAUGCUAAUGAAAUCAAGUCUGUCUUUACCCCAGCGCAGGCACUGCGGAGAGAAAGCGACGAACAGUGGGCGUCACAUGUUGGGGAGGAGCCGCUGAAGUGGGAGAAGGAAGUGGCGGAGUUCCCGGACUUCCGAUGUGGCAGCUCAAGUUCAGUAUGUGGGUCUUCUUCUAGUAGCUCGAGUAGUAGAGCUGCCAUUUCUGCUCCGUCGUUACUUCAGGGUGGACGCAUUGAGUGCUUCUGCGCAGAGUGUAGGGCUUGGGUUGUGAAGCAGCAGGCCAGGAGGCGCGCCAAGGACCGCAGCGUGCGUGGUGGUGGUCUCUCGAAGUCGUCCUCUUCUAUUCAGUUCACAACUACUUCCUCUUCCUCUUCUGAUGAAUAUAACGGAGUGGUGCCCGCGUGUGGUGGUGAUCGCCUGGCGUCCUCGAGAUUGGUGGAAGACCUUGAGGAUGACCUCCUAG
Molecule: messenger RNA, 580 nt
Organism: Amoebophrya sp. A25
Lineage: Eukaryota; Dinophyceae; Syndiniales; Amoebophryaceae
Source: the annotation of a GenBank genome assembly